CAACAAACGAACUGAUAUUAUCCUGCAUUGCCGUUCGAAGGAGAUGGCGGCACGGCACUUGUUCUCCGUCUUCGAUGUGACCCGCCAAGUCUUCUUCGAGACCCCACUCUCUCUCGGCAUCGUUAAUCUCAAGCCGCUUAGACCUGGCCAUGUCCUGAUCAUCUCGAAACGCGUCGUCCCCCGCCUGGUGGACUUGGACCACGCCGAGGUCUCCGACCUCUUCCAAUGCGUGCAGCGCGUCGGCCACAUGGUUGAGAAGGCGUACGAGGCCGAGGCGCUCAACAUCGCUGUGCAGGAUGGCGCCUCUGCCGGCCAAUCCGUCCCCCACGUCCACGUACACAUCAUCCCACGCCUCCGCUCCGACUUCGGUGGGGAGCCCGACAACGUCUACCCAGCGCUUGAAGGGGCCGAGAGAGACCUGAACGCCGACCUGGUACGUCACCGCAGCGUGAGCGACAGCGCCGGCACCGGCGCCGGCGCCGUAGAAGCUGCAGUGGAGGCGGCUAAGCGGCGGCGCGCGAACGGGUGGCAGGUGCCGAAGGACGAGGAGCGGCGGCCACGCAACAUCGAGGAGAUGGAGGCGGAGGCGCGCUGGCUCGCGGGCCUCCUCUCUAGGUCAUAGAGCCGAGAAUUUAGACUAGCAUGCAUUGCACAACGAGCGAACAUCUUGUCGGCGUGGAAAUAUUCGACCGACAGUAGCGAGCUCGCUUAGCCACGGGUCUGACAUCAUGGUUG
Molecule: messenger RNA, 735 nt
Organism: Cutaneotrichosporon oleaginosum
Lineage: Eukaryota; Fungi; Basidiomycota; Tremellomycetes; Trichosporonales; Trichosporonaceae
Molecular function (GO): catalytic activity
Source: RefSeq, a predicted model, not a curated record